Molecule: messenger RNA, 1347 nt
Organism: Haliotis rufescens (red abalone)
Lineage: Eukaryota; Metazoa; Mollusca; Gastropoda; Lepetellida; Haliotidae
Product: glucose-6-phosphate/phosphate translocator 2, chloroplastic-like
Exons: 4
Coding region: 40-1347 (435 amino acids)
Cellular component (GO): Golgi apparatus
Molecular function (GO): antiporter activity
Source: RefSeq, a predicted model, not a curated record
CAGAUCUCCUACAGUUUGGUUGUGUUUCGGUAGAGCAAAAUGGUACUUCGUUUUUUCAAAAUGAUUUUGAUCAACCAGUGUGUGUUAAUCAGCACAGCGUUUUCUCUGUGGACUAUUACCUCCUUUUUGUGUCAUCAUAUUGCAAAAGAGUUUUUGAUCCAAAGCGGGCCGACUCUUACAGGAGUGUGUAUCAUAUCAUUUUGCCAGUUGUUAUUUUGUGUCUCGUGUCUGGAGAUUACAGCAGAAGACAACCAUGAAAGCAUCCACCAAAAGGGAAACUUGAAACAUUUUAAACUUAUAUGUGGUGUAAGCCACGUGGUCGCUACACUUUCCACCAAUUACAGCAUGUCUCUGAUUCGCGCUUCCUCAACCUUUGCCAUUAAGAUGCUGGAACCAGUCACAAGCGCUCUUGUUCAGUGGGUUGUGUUUGCUGUUACCCCUUCAGUGUCAACAGUUCUCAGCCUCCCCAUCAUCGUCACCGGAGCCGUCAUCUUCACGGGAAAUCCAUUUCAAGACGCCAUCUUGUCUCGAGGUUUAAUCUGGGCUCUGGUUUCUAAUCUGGCACUGGCGUUCAGAAAUAUUGCCAUGAAGAAACUCUUCGAUGUGAAGAUGCAGAUUGUUCCACGUUCUGUUCAAUCUAUUCUCUCUGUGAACGCUGUGGCUUUGGUAGGAUUAGUCAUAUUGGCGAAGACACCCAAUGGCUUGGACGUUGCACCUUUGUACAUUUUAUCCCUAAUAUCCGCCAUCUUCCAUGUAUUGUACUCCUACCUAUCAGUAGCCCUGGUGCUCAAAACACUGUCUGUUGUCACCCAUGCUCUCCUCAACAUCUUCAAGCGGGUGUGUGUCGUAGUAUUGCUGUGUAUAGCUGGGAAAGGGGUUCUGAACAUUGAGAACAUAUCCGGCCUACUGCUAUCCUUCAUUGGUCUGAUCAUCUAUACAUUACAGAAAACUCAACUGCAUAUGUCAACGAUUAUUGGCGGAGUAAGAGAGCCAGACAUGGCUUUUGAGAUAGGUAGUGUGGAGAGAUUCGUGAGCCCAACAUUUGACAUUUUGUGGAUGAGGCGGAGUGAUGAUGAGAGCACCAAAUACCAAAUGCCAUAUAUUCCCCAUCAGCUAUCCUAUCAUGUGGCAGAUUGGCUGAGUUGGCCGACCCCAAAAUCUCCUGCCAUGGAGUAUGCCUUUCACAUUGCCACCAACGGCAUGUUGUUCCUGCAGCGAGGACGAGUGGUCAUCACUGACCGCCUACACGGACACAUCCUGUCCACCCUGCUGGGCAUCCCUCACGUGAUACUGGACAACAACUACCACAAGGUGUCCAGCUAUCAUCUCAACAGUGCAGGGCUGUAG